UUCGUUUUCAUCCGCUUUGAGAGACUUCCUGGGUUGCUUACCGUGCCAUUGUGUCUUGGGUUUGAGCAGAUUUAGGACGCUGCGCUUGUGUCCUGUCAAAAUGAUCAUUCCCGUACGGUGCUUCAGUUGCGGGAAGGUGGUGGGCGACAAGUGGGAAAAGUACCUGGCUCUGCUGCAGGCAGAUUACACAGAAGCAGACGCCAUGACGAACCUGGGACUGAAGAGAUAUUGCUGCCGGAGGAUGGUGCUCACCCACGUCGAUUUGAUCGAGAAGCUUCUCCACUUCGGCCAGAACGUGAAACGCAACUGAGCUGCUUUCCCUUCGCCCGCUUUUUGACUCGCAACGCGGCCCAUUCAUGCAAGCGUCACAAAUUUGCCGCAGCCGCAAUGCUCUUCAAAUGCUGGUCA
Molecule: messenger RNA, 408 nt
Organism: Fimicolochytrium jonesii
Lineage: Eukaryota; Fungi; Chytridiomycota; Chytridiomycetes; Spizellomycetales; Powellomycetaceae
Product: Rna polymerase Ii strand separated elongation Complex, mismatched nucleotide
Exons: 3
Coding region: 101-310 (69 amino acids)
Biological process (GO): tRNA transcription by RNA polymerase III; transcription by RNA polymerase II; transcription by RNA polymerase I
Cellular component (GO): RNA polymerase II, core complex; RNA polymerase I complex; RNA polymerase III complex
Molecular function (GO): DNA binding; zinc ion binding; DNA-directed RNA polymerase activity
Source: RefSeq, a predicted model, not a curated record